Rhagoletis zephyria (snowberry fruit fly) is the source of this 944-nucleotide messenger RNA. It is a transcript of the gene Dnali1, whose product is annotated as Putative inner dynein arm light chain, axonemal Dnali1. Gene Ontology annotation, molecular function: dynein heavy chain binding. The record is from RefSeq and is a predicted model, not a curated record. Gene Ontology annotation, cellular component: ciliary base; axoneme. Lineage: Eukaryota; Metazoa; Arthropoda; Insecta; Diptera; Tephritidae.
CACUCAUAUCGAUGUGCUAGGGAAUUUCCGUAAAUCCCCACCCUGCUUUGAUAUAUCCAACAAAUAGUGGGUUAAAAUUCCUAAGCCACUAGAGGCUUCCUCUUCCGGUUGCUAUAAACAAAAUAAUAAACACUUAAAAAUAAAGUCAAAUCAGACAGACAAAUCAGGAACAAAAAAAAAUUCUAAUCUCGAAAUCAUGGAGGAAGUCGAUGUCGCCACAGUCGAUCAAUACCAGACGCUUGUUCGCUAUAACAACCCGGUGCUGGUAGUAAAACAUCCAGACAAAAAAGGCGUGCCGACAGAAAUAGAAUUGAAGAGACCACUAACCGCUGGCGCUUUGUUGGAUACUAAGCGCGAAACUGAGGAGAUACUGAAUUCCAUAUUACCGCCACGAUGUUGGGAGGAAGAUGGGCAAUUGUGGCAACAAACGGUUUCAAGUACACCAGCCACGCGACAGGAUGUCAUCAAUCUACAAGAGAUGCUCGAUACUCGUUUGCAGCAGACUCAGGCGCGAGAGACAGGUAUCUGCCCCAUACGUCGAGAGUUAUAUACACAGUGCUUUGAUGAAAUAAUUCGUCAAGUCACCAUUAAUUGCUCGGAGCGUGGUCUGCUGCUGCUACGCAUACGGGAUGAAAUCGCCAUGUCUAUGGAAGCAUAUGAAACACUCUACUGCAGCUCGGUAGCGUUUGGUAUGCGCAAAGCGUUACAAGCGCACGAGGAAAAAGAAAUGCUGCGCGAUCGUGUCAAAACAUUGGAAACCGAAAAGGAAUCGCUUGAAGAAAUUAUCGGCGAUAUGAAAAUCAAACAAGAACAAGCUGAACGUCGCAAUGCAGAAUUACGUACAUCCGAAGAGAAGAAAUAUGCAGAAGAGGUCGCCUUCCUCAAGAAGACCAAUACACAACUCAAGGCUCAGCUGGAAGGCAUUACAGCUCCCAAGAAGUGAG